AUGGGUUCUUGGAAAGCUCUUCUCUUCUCCCCUUUUCUUCUGUGGAAUCAAAGGAGAGGGGUGAGGUUGAUGUUCCUGUUACUGACCGUGCAUCUGGGAAACUGUGUUGAUAAAGCAGAUGAUGAAGAUGAUGAGGACUUAACAGUGAACAAAACUUGGGUCUUGGCACCAAAGAUUCAUGAAGGAGAUAUAACACAAAUUCUCAACUCCUUGCUUCAAGGCUAUGACAAUAAACUUCGCCCAGAUAUAGGAGUGAGGCCCACAGUAAUUGAAACUGAUGUUUAUGUAAACAGCAUUGGACCAGUUGAUCCCAUAAAUAUGGAAUAUACAAUAGAUAUAAUUUUUGCCCAAACCUGGUUUGAUAGUCGUCUGAAAUUCAAUAGUACCAUGAAAGUGCUCAUGCUUAACAGUAAUAUGGUUGGGAAAAUUUGGAUUCCUGACACUUUCUUCAGAAACUCAAGAAAAUCUGAUGCUCAUUGGAUAACAACUCCUAACCGUCUUCUUCGAAUAUGGAAUGAUGGACGAGUUCUAUAUACUCUAAGACUGACAAUUAAUGCAGAAUGUUACCUUCAGCUUCAUAACUUUCCUAUGGAUGAACAUUCAUGUCCAUUGGAAUUUUCAAGUUAUGGAUACCCUAAAAAUGAAAUUGAGUAUAAGUGGAAAAAGCCUUCUGUAGAAGUGGCUGAUCCUAAAUACUGGAGAUUAUAUCAGUUUGCAUUUGUAGGUUUACGGAACACAACUGAAAUCUCUCACACAAUCUCUGGGGACUAUAUUAUCAUGACAAUUUUCUUUGACUUGAGCAGACGAAUGGGAUAUUUCACUAUUCAGACGUACAUUCCAUGUAUUCUGACAGUUGUACUUUCUUGGGUAUCUUUUUGGAUCAAUAAAGAUGCAGUACCUGCAAGAACAUCACUGGGUAUCACCACAGUGCUGACUAUGACAACUCUGAGUACAAUUGCCAGGAAGUCCUUACCUAAGGUUUCUUAUGUGACUGCGAUGGAUCUCUUUGUUUCUGUUUGUUUCAUUUUUGUUUUUGCAGCUUUGAUGGAGUAUGGCACCUUGCAUUAUUUUACCAGCAACAAAAAAGUUAAGACUACUAGAGAAAAAAAGCCAAAAAUCAAGACCUCGGUGUCCUCUGGACUCCAUCCUGGAUCCACUCUGAUUCCAAUGAAUAGCCUUUCUCUGCCACAAGGAGAAGAUGAUUAUGGCUACCAGUGUUUGGAGGGCAAAGAUUGUGCCAGCUUCUUCUGUUGCUUUGAAGACUGCAGAACAGGAUCAUGGAGGGAAGGGAGGAUACACAUACGCAUUGCCAAAAUUGAUUCCUAUUCUCGAAUAUUUUUCCCAACAGCUUUUGCCCUGUUCAAUCUGGUUUAUUGGGUUGGCUAUCUUUACUUAUAA
This is a messenger RNA of Budorcas taxicolor (takin), 1398 nucleotides long. It is a transcript of the gene GABRG1, whose product is annotated as gamma-aminobutyric acid type A receptor subunit gamma1. The record is from RefSeq and is a predicted model, not a curated record. Gene Ontology annotation, cellular component: GABA-A receptor complex; synapse; neuron projection. The transcript is spliced from 9 exons. Gene Ontology annotation, biological process: gamma-aminobutyric acid signaling pathway; monoatomic ion transmembrane transport; synaptic transmission, GABAergic. Gene Ontology annotation, molecular function: GABA-gated chloride ion channel activity; GABA-A receptor activity; transmitter-gated monoatomic ion channel activity involved in regulation of postsynaptic membrane potential. NCBI's taxonomy places the organism in Eukaryota, Metazoa, Chordata, Mammalia, Artiodactyla, Bovidae. Bases 1 to 1398 code for a protein of 465 amino acids.